AUGGGAGCCAGCCUCCAGAGGAUUGGCACCUGGAAGAAGAGGUUGCUGCUGCACUUCAGCGCCUGCGGCGCAUUUGCGAGGCUGCCAAAGAUGCAGCUCUUGAAAAUGGGUCGACCAACGAUACUCGCUAUACCGCUCCUGUUGGAUGCUGAACAGUCAGGCAGGCAACCAGCUGUCCAUCUUUUGGCGAGACAGCUGCAAAGGGAGUUUAACACCGAGGAGCCAAUUGUCUACGACACAGUCCAAAUGUACUUGAAAGCGUCUCCACAAAGAUUGGAUCAGGCUUUGCACUAUGCUGGUCAACAUGGCUACAUCUAUGCCGUCAAGCUUGUCCGAGGUGCCUAUAUCGAGCAGGAACGGCCCUUUGGCACCAUUUUCGAUACCAAGGAGGACACGGAUGCGGCCUUUGAAACCGCCGCGGAGAAGAUCCUGCAGGCGAUCGUGACGAAGAGGCCAUCCGCUGCACUCAUGCUUGCCACGCACAAUCGAUCUUCUCUCUUCAAUGCGGUGCAGAUGAUGGAGAAACUAGGGCUUGCCCGCAAUGAUCAGCGAGUUCACUUUGCUCAGAUCUUGGGCAUGGUAGACAAUCUGACGUAUGCUUUGGGCUUGGCAGGCUACAAUGCCUCAAAACUUCUGGUCUUUGGACAGAUCCAUGAGGUUCUUCCGUGGUUGCUGCGCCGCACGCGGGAGAACCGAGAUGCAUUUGGGGCUCAGGCGCACGAACUCCCAGUGCUGAGAAAUGAAAUCCGCAGGAGGUUGCUUGGGCGCCUUGGGCGUGUCCCAAGGUAG
This is a messenger RNA of Durusdinium trenchii, 789 nucleotides long. The record is from the annotation of a GenBank genome assembly. Lineage: Eukaryota; Dinophyceae; Suessiales; Symbiodiniaceae.